AUGUAGGAUACUUGGUUAACCAAACAAGUAACAAAAUAUAUCGUUAUUAAUGAAAAACUGAGUUGUGAAGCAUUUGGUUGUUUAUAUAAGGGUUUCUACAAAGAGGAUGAAACCAAACUAAUCGCUGUUAAGAUGGUCAAAAUAGCCGUGUUUGGGGAAAAUCCAAAGCUUCUUGAAUUGUUUAAAUAAGAAAUUGCAAUACUUUAAAAAAUCAAUCAUCCAAAUAUUAUAAGAAUGCUUGAUAUCAUUCGUACCAUUAAUUAUGUGUACAUUAUCCUUGAAUAUUGUGCAGACGGUAACCUCAAAAAAUACAUUGCGAAAAAGAAAGAAAAUAGACUUAGUGAAGUUGAAGCAAUACUCUUUCUCAAUCAUAUUGUUGAAGGCUUUAAAGUUUUGUAUUAGAAUAAAAUAAUACAUCGUAAUAUUAAGCCAGGCAACAUAUUGUUACAUUAAGGAAUAGCCAAGAUUACUGAUUUUAGCAUAGCUUGUGUGAUAGAUUCGGAUAUGAAUGCUCCAACAUAACUUACAAAAAUGGGAACACCCCUAUACAUGGCCCCACAAAUUCUAUAAGGAAAGCCAUUUUCAUCGAAAUCAGACAUCUGGUCUUUGGGAGUAACAUUUUAUGAAAUCCUCUAUGGUCGAGUACCUUGGGAAGCCAAAGAUUUUGAAUCAUUUUUUGAAAAUGUCCAAAAAUAACCCAUAUCCUUUCCGAAUAAGCCUGUCAGAUCAAACGGAGUGAAGGAUCUUAUAACGAAAAUGUUACAACUUGAAGAGAGCGAUAGAAUAUCCUGGGAGGAAGUAUUUGAAAGUCAAAUUCUAAGAAAAUAAGAAUAGUUUAUCCAACCAGACUUCAUAAAUUUAUUUUAAGAAAAAGAUGAACUCGGCUAAUCAAUUUUAAUUAAUAAGUGCUAUCUUGAUCAAUAUUUAGUGGCUCGAUAUUUAAUUUAGGAUCAUAUUGUCAUUCUUGAAAAGUAAAAGGAAAUAGCUUUAAAGACUUUUGGUGAAGUUAGAUCCAAAUCAAUAAAUUAUGAAUAAGACGUUAAUAAUGAAAUUCUUUUACGUAAUUAACAAUGUGAAAUUAAAAGAAAAACUGCGAUGCUUAAAUAUUAUAAUUACUUUUUAUUUGAGAGAAAUGUGGCCUUUUUCUUUAAUUUUGUUGUCCAAUAAAUUAUUUAAUUGUAAUAAAAAUUAAAGUUGCCAAAUGAUAAUUAUUAUGGAUUACUUUUUUUUAUUGCUAAAAAUUAGUUAAUCCAUUUAGAAAGAGUGAAUGAAUAAUUUACGAAAAAGGUUCAUGAAAAGUUUAACUAAGAAACAUGGGAAAGAUUUUUAUAAUCUGAAGAAUUUAGGAAAUUAACAUAAUUAAUCUAAAAAGAUUUGAAAUAAUCUUUAGAUUUCUUUUAACAAAUUUCCAAAGCCUUUAAUAAGACUGUAGAUAUUGAACUAUUAAAGGGAUAAAUAUCUAAUAAGACGAAAGAUUUAAUUUUAGAAAUCGAAAAUUUUUAUGACAAUUCAAUUAAAGUUAAUGAAGGCUUUUAUCAUUUAUAUCACGAAAUUAUUGGAGAUAAUAUUAAACAAAUCAUCAAUCUUAAAAGUUAAGAAAUAGAUAUCAAUUUACUCAUAUUAUAUCUUUCAAUUUGUUUAAAUCCUUAUGAAGAAUUCAAAGAGAUUAAUUUUGAUUUCGACAUAUUUUAUGAAUAGACAGUGUAACACAAACUUAAUGAUAUUUAUGGAAGAUUAUAGUAAAAAGGGGUUAAGUUAAUAAUUGUAAUAUGA
This is a messenger RNA of Paramecium tetraurelia, 1773 nucleotides long. RefSeq lists its product as uncharacterized. Gene Ontology annotation, molecular function: protein serine/threonine kinase activity; ATP binding. The transcript has 8 exons. Lineage: Eukaryota; Ciliophora; Oligohymenophorea; Peniculida; Parameciidae. Gene Ontology annotation, biological process: autophagosome organization; peptidyl-serine phosphorylation; protein autophosphorylation. Gene Ontology annotation, cellular component: autophagosome; cytoplasm. The record is from RefSeq and is a predicted model, not a curated record.